Messenger RNA from Chironomus riparius, 622 nucleotides. Lineage: Eukaryota; Metazoa; Arthropoda; Insecta; Diptera; Chironomidae. The record is from the annotation of a GenBank genome assembly.
CAAAACUUUAAAAAAAUAAAUAAAAAGGUAGAAAACAAAAUAAUAAAUUUUUGCUAGCUUACUUCAUUUUUCAAGUAUUUAAAUAGGUUUUGCGUUGAGUUGCAACAUUUAAGCUGCUACAUACUAAUUUUUGUGUUAAAUUGAACUUUUAAAGAAACAGCAAAAGACUUAAUACUGAAGAUGAACAAGGACCAGUAUGAGUAUGUUGUUGAAAAGGUCGUAGAUAAGCGAGUUAACGAAGACAAAGUUGAGUAUUAUAUAAAGUGGAAAGGCUAUACUACAGCUGAUAAUACGUGGGAACCUGAAGAAAAUCUCGAUUGUUCAGGCUUGAUAGCAGAGUUUGAGGAAAACCUGAAAAAUAAGGAAGGUGAUAAGAAAAAGGGUUUCGAUCGUGGCCUAGUUCCUGAGUGCAUCAUUGGUGCCACUAAAAGAUCUAAAGAAGUGUAUUUCUUGAUGAAAUGGAAAGGAACUGACGUAGGUGAUUUCGUAAAAGCCAAAGAAGCUAAUGAGAAAUGUCCUGAGAUUGUCAUUAAAUACUAUGAACAAAUUACUUCAUUUAACGCUUUCCAUCAACUUGUUCUGCACACUUAGUAUAAAUUGAAAAUAAAAGAUGCAGAACUCA